GCAGAGGGCACAGAGUCAGAGCUGAAGCUGCGAUGGCAUUUGAGCCGAAUACUUACAAAUGUUUCAAUAUUUAUGUCAUUGACUCCAGAGCAACUAGCUUGAUGUUUCAAGCGGAAUCUGUACCCUUUUUUAUCCCGAUUUCUAUCACAGUAACUAGAUGUCGAGUAUUGCGGGGAUGUUACGCAAUUCACCCAGUCCCAGGGCCACUGUUUACAAUUUACGAUCAGCUGUUCAGCGCCAUGUUGUUUAUAUAUUUAUACAUUUUCCUACAACUUUUGCACCGUAUCCUUCCGCAACAUCAUUCAAUCUUAUAUUAUUACGUAUAAUGUAUAAAAUAAAAUAAGAAAACGUUUUUUUACAUAUCAAAUAAAGGAUUUUAUACCAUUUGAAUACUAACUUGAAGGAAAUAAAAUUAAUCGGUAUAACUAUUUUCAAAGGAUUGUAUGAACAUUCUCAAGUACAUGAGUGACACGUAUUGCUAGCGAAGAAGGACCAAAACGUGAAAGAUAAAGUUCUGUGGAAUUGGAAAUAGUGAGUCUAACGUUAGAUCUGGUUGGCUGCAGACUUAUUCAGCUUUACCACCUUGUUCACGAGCACAAUAAGGAAGUAAAACAGUUAUGUCUGUAGAUUUAGCAGUAGCAUCUGAUCCUCAGAACAAAGCAAAGGAUGAUAACCCCUAUGCAGAUUACAUGUGGAUGGGAGAGGAGGAGCAAGAAUUUGAACAGGAUGUUUUAGCUCAGCUAGAGGAAGAGGAAUAUUUGGAGUACUGCUUCCAGGAUAUGAUGGAAGAGGAAGCUUUAGGUCUGUUCAUUCCCCCACCAAUCAUCCUACCCUCAUCAUUGACAUCUACCGGUACAACGACCACUAUGCCUCUCAUUGAGAAUCUCACAAUCAGCAAUGCCAAUGGUGGCGAGAAUGGUCACCAUGGCAACGGAGAUGUGAUCCUCCAACCUGCCAGUAACGUUGGUGCUGGAGGUGAUGCUAACUAUGAGUCGGCGUGGCAGAGCUCAGAAGAUGAAGUGUCGGGAGACAAACAUGAUAAUCUAACGGAUUCCGAUUCCUCAGAAGGCUGCCCCCAGAGAUAAAGCAAGGUCUAAAGAAGUUCACCAACUCCCAACUGAGACUACGUGCAUUCCUGUCAUUCACAAAAAAAAAAAUGUCGGUAACCAAAUAUAUGUGUAUAAAGUAUGGAUGUUUAUCUUUCGUUCAAAACCUAUGUUAAAGCAGUGGUAUAUUAUCGUUAUUCCAUGUUGAAAAUGAACUGACAACUGUUCUCACAUAUGCAUUGCUUGGUAUAUCAUUUCAGACCAAAUUGUUGGCACUGGCAUGGGCCAGAUUUGUAUUCACUGUAAUAAAGAUGAAACAAAACAGUAUUUUUUUUGUUGGAAAGAGUACUGAUUUUGUAUUCAAGUAUAUUAUAUAUAUUUUAAAAAUACUUUUAAUACCAAUGCAUUUGUGAUAAACAUGGUUGUUUGAAGCAAAAUUUUAGAGUUGACUUUGAACAUGAAUUUAAUCGCCUGACCAUGAUACCAUUUUAGGAUUGUUCAUUGUACAAAACUUCCAA
Molecule: messenger RNA, 1564 nt
Organism: Lytechinus pictus (painted urchin)
Lineage: Eukaryota; Metazoa; Echinodermata; Echinoidea; Temnopleuroida; Toxopneustidae
Exons: 5
Coding region: 618-1085 (155 amino acids)
Biological process (GO): negative regulation of translational initiation
Cellular component (GO): cytoplasm
Molecular function (GO): mRNA regulatory element binding translation repressor activity
Source: RefSeq, a predicted model, not a curated record